UUGGAAGGUGAUGAGGUAUUGGAUGGAGUGGAGGGAAGGCUGAGGUUUGCCGACGAGUUCCCAAAAGUGGGAUACGGACAGAUGGAUAGAUAGAUAGAUAGAUAGGGCCGGCAACCCAGUUGGGUUUUCCUUUCCUUUUUGCGUUGAUAAACCCAGGCGGGGGCGGCGCCGCGCAGCUUACCAAUACCAAUUGGAGUAGAACCAACCAAGGAAAGAAUGGCCCGGCUGCUACUCUCCGGCGUCGCGCCGCUCCCCCUCCUCCCCUGCCGCCGUCGCGCCAUUGCAUUUGCGCUCCCACUUGGGAAUGUCCGCCUCCGCCUCCGUGUGGCCGCACCCACCAGCCGCGUGGCCACCGUGGAGGAGGACGACAAUGAAAAUAAUGCUCCUCCUCCUCCUUGUGAGGACUUCGACCCGGGCGCGGCGCCCCCGUUUGGUCUGGCCGACAUCCGCGCCGCUAUCCCCAAGCACUGUUGGGUGAAGGACCCCUGGCGAUCCAUGGGGUACGUGCUGCGCGACGUGGUGGUGGUGUUCGCCCUCGCUGCCGCCGCCGCGCGCCUCCACAGCUGCCUCGCCUGGCCGCUCUACUGGGCGGCGCAGGGAACCAUGUUCUGGGCGCUCUUCGUCCUCGGCCACGACUGCGGGCACGGGAGCUUCUCCAACAACUCGAGGCUCAACAGCGUGAUGGGCCACAUACUCCACUCCUCCAUCCUCGUACCCUACCAUGGCUGGAGGAUUAGCCACAGGACGCAUCAUCAGAACCAUGGCCAUGUCGACAAGGAUGAGUCCUGGCAUCCCCUCCCCGAGCGGCUGUACAGGAGCCUUAACAGAGCCACCCGGAUGCUCCGCUUCUCCAUACCCUUCCCCAUGCUCGCCUACCCAUUCUACCUGUGGUCUCGGAGCCCAGGAAAGUCUGGUUCGCAUUUCCAUCCCAGCAGCGACCUGUUCCAGCCCAACGAAAGGAACGAUGUGCUGACAUCCACAGCGUGCUGGGUGGCCAUGGCUGCCCUCCUCGCAGGCCUCACCUUCCUCAUGGGACCCCUCCUCAUGCUCAACCUCUACUUUGUCCCUUACUGGAUUUUUGUUAUGUGGCUGGACUUCGUCACCUACUUGCACCAUCACGGCCACAACGACAAGCUGCCCUGGUACCGUGGCAAGGAAUGGAGCUAUUUGCGGGGAGGACUGACGACAGUGGACAGGGACUAUGGGUGGAUCAACAACAUCCACCACGACAUCGGGACACAUGUCAUUCACCAUCUUUUCCCCCAAAUCCCGCAUUACCAUCUAAUUGAGGCGACGGAAGCAGCAAAGGGUGUGAUGGGGAAAUACUACAGGGAGCCGGACAAGUCUGGGCCUUUUCCCUUACACCUGUUUGGAGCGCUGUCCCGGAGCUUGAAACGCGACCACUAUGUCAGCGACACCGGAGAUGUGGUCUACUACCAGACCGACCCUGCUAACUAAAUUAAUUUUACAUUUCCUUCAAUUCUUUUAAGCCCGGAGGCUUAAAUUAGCUUAAUUAGAUAGCUGCGACUGACCUGGACAUGUAUUCAACAUUCGAUCCACAGACAGAUAGAAAGAGACCUAUAUAUAUCGCCGAUCAAUCGAUAUAUAUGUGCGUGUCCGUGUGGAGAUAUGGAGGUCACAAUUCUUUCCAUGGAUAUAUAGGAGUAUACAUACAUGUAUUGAAGGAUAUGUAGCUAGAUUUGAUGUGCGUGCGUGCUGUACUUUGUAAGACGCAGCAUAAAGCUAGUGACAAUUUGGACAAGGCCAUAUUGAUAUAUCCAUUAUAUACACACCUCAA
This is a messenger RNA of Oryza sativa Japonica Group (Japanese rice), 1798 nucleotides long. RefSeq names its product omega-3 fatty acid desaturase, chloroplastic. NCBI's taxonomy places the organism in Eukaryota, Viridiplantae, Streptophyta, Magnoliopsida, Poales, Poaceae. Gene Ontology annotation, molecular function: oxidoreductase activity, acting on paired donors, with oxidation of a pair of donors resulting in the reduction of molecular oxygen to two molecules of water. The record is from RefSeq and is a predicted model, not a curated record. Gene Ontology annotation, biological process: lipid metabolic process.